Molecule: messenger RNA, 844 nt
Organism: Umbelopsis ramanniana AG
Lineage: Eukaryota; Fungi; Mucoromycota; Umbelopsidomycetes; Umbelopsidales; Umbelopsidaceae
Exons: 3
Coding region: 308-586 (92 amino acids)
Biological process (GO): cytoplasmic translation
Cellular component (GO): cytosolic large ribosomal subunit
Molecular function (GO): structural constituent of ribosome; mRNA binding
Source: RefSeq, a predicted model, not a curated record
ACUGCAUCAUCCACCCAUCAUCCAUCUGACUCAUCCAUCCGUUAUAGAACAGAAAUCUGCGCCUUCUCCGGCUUCAAGAUCUAUCCUGCCAAGGGUAAGAUCUAUGUUCGCACUGACAACAGAGUACGUAGACAUUCUUUUGGUUUUGACACGACAUUGAGAGAAAAGCAUCAGCAUUGCCAUCGAAUUACAUACUAACUACUCCAUUCUCAUUCAGUCCUUCCGUUUCGUCAACGGCAAGUGCGAGUCUUACUUCAAGCAACGUUUGAACCCUCGCAAGAUUGACUGGACCGUUGUCUACCGUCGUAUGCACAAGAAGGGCAUCACGGAAGAGAUCGCCAAGAAGCGUACCCGUCGCACUGUCAAGCACGACCGUGCCGUCGUUGGUGCUUCCUGGGAUGCUAUCCGUGCCAAGCGCGCUCAGAAGCCUGAGGUCCGUGCCGCUGCACGCCAGGCUGCUGUUGCCAAGAGCAAGGAGGCAAAGAAGGCCAAGGCUGCCACCAAGGCAUCCAACCCCCAACAGCCCAAGGUCAGCAAGCAACAAGCUAAGGGUUUCGCCCCUAAGGCUGCCGCCACCUCCCGCUAAAUUACGUUCAACCAUGCCGGUCCAAUGCUGGUCGAUUUCAAUCUAAUUCUUCGGUGGAAUAAAAUCAAUUGAAGAUUACUGUCUCUACUAGAUUUAUGGAUGCAUGUGUGUGGUAGAAAUUUUUGGGAACACCGACUUGAAUGACAUGUAUCGACUACUAUGGGAACCGGAAAAUGUGAAAGAAUGAGCUGGAGGAGAGUGAUUAGUGUGUUCCCAACCCUGAGCUCUUGAGUAACGUUUGGUAGGCACACCAUGUUC